AUGUCCAGCGCCGCGACCCCCGCCGCCUCUUCCUCCAUGGACAUGGCCAUGGACACGGGCUCCUGCCAGCUCUCUAUGCUGUGGAACUGGACGACGAUCGACAGCUGCUUCCUCUCGAGCUCCUGGCGGGUCACCUCGCCCGGCGCGUUCGCGGGCUCCUGCCUCGCCGUCCUCGUCCUCGUCCUCGCGCUCGAGCUCGUCCGCCGCACGCAGCGCGCCACCUCGUCCGCGCGCUGCUGCACACGUGACACCGCCCAGCUCGCGGGCGCGUACAUCGUCAUGCUCCUCGCGAUGUCGCUCAACGGGUACAUCAUCCUCUGCAUCGUCGUCGGGGGCUUCCUCGGCGCGGCGCUCUUCCAGCGCGACACCUACGUAGGCGGCCGCACUCCUCCGAAGGUGCGCGACGAAUGCUGGGAGUGA
Epithele typhae is the source of this 420-nucleotide messenger RNA. RefSeq lists its product as uncharacterized. Gene Ontology annotation, biological process: copper ion transmembrane transport. Gene Ontology annotation, cellular component: membrane. The record is from RefSeq and is a predicted model, not a curated record. The coding region runs from base 1 to 420 and encodes 139 amino acids. Gene Ontology annotation, molecular function: copper ion transmembrane transporter activity. NCBI's taxonomy places the organism in Eukaryota, Fungi, Basidiomycota, Agaricomycetes, Polyporales, Epitheliaceae. The transcript has 5 exons.